Molecule: messenger RNA, 2358 nt
Organism: Amblyraja radiata (thorny skate)
Lineage: Eukaryota; Metazoa; Chordata; Chondrichthyes; Rajiformes; Rajidae
Product: probable alpha-ketoglutarate-dependent hypophosphite dioxygenase
Exons: 6
Coding region: 1369-2160 (263 amino acids)
Source: RefSeq, a predicted model, not a curated record
CGAUAGCCAAUGCUGUAUCUCUAACCAAAAGUUUAUUGUUCUUCUAACUCAAAUGUCAUCUAUUCAAGUUUACCUCCUGAGCAUUUAAUCUAAACUAUGUUCAGUGCAAUUUGGAAGGGCUGCUGGAUUGCUAGGGGAACUGCCUUGCAGAUGACAUAUACUUUAUUUGAAAGGCACAAUAAAAUUAAGAUAUCUGUGUUUUAUUAUUUCUAUAAUGAUUUUUUUAAUCUCAUUUAUUUGAGAUUUUUGAGGUGAGCUAGAUUCUUGAACCACUGCCGUGUGUGAGAUAGGCAUUUCUACAGAAAAGAUAGAUAAGCAGACGUGCAAUUUUGAUCUAGCAACAACUGGGGAAUAAAUUUCCAAGUCAAUCAAAACAAAAGUGAUGAAUUUUGACGGCGAUAAGGUUAAAGCUGGCUGAGUCACUGUCUUAACGGAACUGGGGGUCCUGAUGCUGAGAUGGACCUCCAACAAUUACAACCAUCUAUCUUCCUGCUCAGUAAAUGUCAUGCAGAUUCUAUGAGCAUCAUCCUCAACAAUCCUCAAUAAUGGCAGAUGAGGAAAGACUGAUUUCACCUAAAGCUCCAAGUGAAAGAUUCAUCUCAGCACCCAACAUACGUCACUGCUGUCACUGAUACCAACUUGAUUCCCUCCAUAUAUCUUGUGCUGGCUGAGAACCAAGGUAUAUGGAGUGACUCAAAUUGACAUCAAUGAUGGUGGUAACUUCACUUGGGUGCUGAACCGUUUAUUUCACUGGGUUCUUUAGCAAGGGAAUGUUAAUAUUUAAGUCUCAAAUCAUCUACAUUUAUUGAGGAUGCUGAACUUCAUGGAAUCUGACUCUCAAAUGUACUUAUUCACCACUUAGUUAAAUUAUUCACGACUAUUUAUUUUGAGCUGUGCCUACAUUAUUGAAUUUUGAUUUAGUUCAAAUGUCAUGUUAUCACUUAGUCCAUUGCAGAUUGUAGCUAAUGUCUAGCAUGAAUCUAAUUCUACACUGUAGUUUUGACACCUUGUUCUUUGCUAUGUCUGUUGCAAUACUUGGACAUUUUUUUACAUCCUCAUUGAACUAGAGUUUUGAGUUAAUUGUAAUGGUAGAGUGAGUGACUCAACAGCUACGUGCUUUGAGUAAUUAAAAAAAAAUAGUAUGAAUGUAUUUUCCAAGUAUGCAGAUAAUGCUGGGCCAUUUAGAUUUAUGUGAAGAAGCAGGUAAUUUAUGCAUGAUGUCACUGCAGAACAAAUGAGUUUCAUUUCUAGUCAAGGAAGGAGUCGCCGUAUUUUAUGCAAAUUAAGUUUCCUGAAGUAUAUUUAAGCCAGCUAUUUUAAACACCAACACAACUUCUGAAAGCAGAAGAGACUAAACGAGUCAUCAAUAUGGAAAGCAAGGCAACCAACCUGAAAAAUGAAUAUGACAGCAACGGCUACCUCACAGGAAUCCAGAUCCUGGACAAGAAUCAAUUGACAUCGGCUCUUCAGAACUAUUCAGCUUUAGAGGAGAAAUUUGGUAAAGUGUACACCCAGUACAACCUUCACAAUAUACAUUUAGAGAACACUUGGGCGAUGGAUUUAGCCACACAUCCCCAGGUCCUCCAAACCAUCACUGCAGUUUUGGGUCCUAACAUCAUUCUUCUUGAUUCCCGGUUUAUCUGUAAGUAUCCGGCCUCGGAUGUCCCGUACAAAAACAACGUGGCCCCAUUUGUUGCCUGGCACCAGGACAUCAGGUACUGGGGGUUUGAAGGAGGUUCUGUGGCAUCUGUGUGGCUGGCACUUGAUGAUGUUGACCAAGAAAAUGGGGUCCUCCAAGUUAUUCCAGGAAGCCACAAGCAAGGGUUACUGGAACAUAGAACAAGUACAAUUGCUGGGAAUAUGUUGACAUCCAAUCAGGAAAUUCCUGAGCACUUGAUUGAAGCAGAGAAGGCUGUCCAAUGCCCUCUCAAAGUGGGAGAAAUGUCGGUCCAUGAUGGUUUGACAGUUCACUUUAGUGAACCUAACUUUUCAAACAGGCGUAGAUGUGGCUUUGUAAUCCGUUAUGUCCCCACCACUGCUUAUCCUGUUGACGAUCCAGAUCGGCCUCGUUCUUUCCCUGCCACAGUCCUGGUUGCAGGAGAAGACAACUUCAAACACUUUAAAAACAACGCGCCGAGUACCUUUAUUAAAACAUUUUGAAAAUAUUACACCAUUGAAAAGUGAUUAAUUUAUGAAUAUUGUAUAAUUUGCUGUAAUGUCGUCUGUUGUCACUGAAAUGGAGCAUCAUUGAUGUUCAGAGACAAAAGAAAAAUCAAGUGUUGUGUGUAUACAAUGUUGUGAUUCUACUAAUUAAUGAACUGCGUAAUAUAUUAAUAAAAAAGGUUAUCGGAAUGGAAA